GUACGCCGGACGAGCGGCACAUGCACCUCCAAACAUUUUUUCUUGUGAUUUUUAAGGGAGAUUUUGUUUAGAGGCGGCGCUUGUUGGCUCCGGAGUAAUAGCGUCGUAACGACACUUUUUUUUUUCUUUUUCCCCCCCCCCCCCCCCCCCCCCCCCCCCCCCAGUCCCUGUUGAAAGAGUUUGACCAGGGCCAGAGUUGGUCGGUAACUGGGGGGUCGCUCAUUUAGCUCCCUAUUAUCCUGGAGGACGAUUUUUCUUUCCCCCAAAAUACAUUUUAUUUUAUUUUUUUUAUUUUAUUUUUCAAAAAUUGGUUUCUGCUGCUCUCAAUAUCGUCUCACUCCUGAGAUCUGGCAAGCCUUUCGAGAUUUUCCCCCCUUCUUCUGCUCUUCAGAUCAUGAACAAACUAUAUGUUGGGAAUUUAAGUCCUUCGGUCACAGUCGAGGACUUGGAGCAGCUCUUCGGGGAGAGGGAGCUGCCAGCGCCCGAGCAGGUCCUGCUAAAAUCCGGCUAUGCUUUUGUGGACUUCCCCGACCAGAACUCGGCCAUAAAGGCUAUAGAGACUCUCUCUGGUAAAGUUGAAUUGCACGGAAAGCUGAUAGAGGUAGACUACUCUGUUCCCAAAAAGCUAAGGAGUCGGAAGAUCCAGAUCCGGAACAUUCCCCCUCAUCUGCAGUGGGAGGUUUUGGAUGGCCUUCUUGCUCAGUAUGGUACUGUAGAGAACGUGGAGCAAGUGAACACUGACACAGAAACAGCAGUGGUGAAUGUUACAUACGCAACCAAGGAAGAAGCUAAAGUAGCAAUCGAGAAGCUGACAGGACACCAGUUUGACGACUACUCCCUAAACGUGUCGUACAUCAUGGACAUGGAUGGCGCUUCGCCCGUCCAGGUUCCCCGAGCGCGGCGUGGGGGCCGGUCCUCCCGGGACCAGGGCACCCCCCAGCCCGGUCCGUCAGGAGGCUUCGGUUCACCCCGUCUCAGACAGCCGGACUUCCCGCUGCGGAUGCUUGUGCCGACUCAGUUUGUGGGAGCAAUCAUCGGGAAAGAAGGCCUGACCAUCAAGAACGUCACCAAACAGUCACAGUCCAAGGUGGACAUCCACCGGAAGGAAAAUGCAGGCGCAGCAGAAAAACCCAUCACCAUCCAUUCAACACCCGAGGGAUGCUCGUCCGCCUGCCGGAUGAUCCUGGACAUCAUGCAGAAGGAGGCCAACGAGACCAAGACGACAGAGGAGAUCCCUCUGAAAAUCCUUGCCCACAACAGCCUGGUGGGCCGACUGAUUGGGAAGGAGGGCCGCAACCUGAAGAAGAUCGAGGAGGAGACAGGGACCAAGAUAACCAUCUCCUCGUUACAAGACUUAACCAUUUACAACCCUGAGAGGACCAUCACGGUGAAGGGAAGCUUGGAGGCUUGUUGUAAAGCCGAGGUGGAGAUCAUGAAGAAGCUGAGGGAAGCCUACGAGAACGAUAUCGCUGCUAUAAAUCAACAAGCUAACUUGAUCCCAGGCUUAAACCUGAACGCCCUGGGCAUCUUCUCCUCUGGUCUGCCGGUGCUGCCCCCUGCUGCUGCUGCUGCUGGACCACGUGGUGCAGUGCCCCCUGUUGCACCAGCAGGAUACAACCCAUUCUUAAGUCACUCUUCACAUCUCAGUGGCCUGUACGGGGUUCCUUCAGCAAGUGCCAUGCCCCACCAGCACUCACAACAGGCUCCAGAACAGGAGGUCGUCUACCUCUUUAUUCCCACUCAGGCAGUCGGGGCCCUGAUAGGCAAGAAGGGCCAGCACAUCAAACAACUCGCCCAUUUUGCAGGAGCUUCCAUCAAGAUUGCCCCAGCCGAGAGCCCAGAUGUCGCUGAGAGGAUGGUUAUUAUUACUGGAACUCCUGAGGCUCAGUUUAAGGCCCAAGGUCGGAUAUUUGGGAAGCUGAAAGAGGAGAACUUCUUCUCAGGAAAGGAGGAGGUCAAACUGGAGACGCACAUCAAGGUUCCCUCGACCGCGGCCGGCAGAGUCAUUGGCAAAGGUGGCAAGACGGUUAACGAGCUGCAGAACCUGACGAGUGCAGAGGUCAUUGUACCGCGGGACCAAACUCCUGACGAGAACGACGAGGUCUUUGUGAAAAUCAGCGGGCAUUUCUUCGCCAGCCAGACUGCACAGAGGAAGAUCCGGGAGAUCAUUCAGCAGGUCAAACAGCAGGAACAGAAGCACCAGCAGGGCGCUGCCGUGUCACCGCACCACUCCAAGUGACCCAGCCAGGCGGCUCCAGUGGGCACCAGCCAAUGAAUGUAGCCCUCCCAAACGGACAGAGACUGACCCAGACUGAGGCCGAGGCCAAGGGGCGACGCGCGGGGCAGACCAGCAGCAGCGGCGGCGGCGGCGGCACCGGGAUCAAAACCAAAGAACUUCGCUACGGGGGGAAACAAGUGAGAGCCAAAGGCUGAGGGCAUUGUGUGCACUGCCAGCCCUGUGAGAGCAGACAGAGUGGGAGAAAAUGGACUGAUACAAUAAAAGAAAAAAGAAAGACCAAAAAAAAAGAAAAAGGAAAAGAGAAGAGAGGUUUAAACAGCAUAAAAUUUGGUAAAUAAUGUCUUAUGAGUAAAAUAAAAAAAAAAUAAAAAAACACACACACACAGGAAAUGAUAUGUUGCCCUGCAUAACGUUAUCUCUUUAGUUGGACUAACAUAGGCCUAAACAGAUCGAACAAAUAAACCUAUUAACACGAGUGCACACAAGGCAUUUUGGAUUGACGGUGUGAGUUAGCGGAAGAGCGAGUGGCGGAGAGAGCGGCUCCUCUUUGUGAGAAUAUCCUUAGCAGUAUUAAUGCAGAGUAGAGACAUACAUUGAUACACACUGAGAAUAUGCACUGUUUUUUGUUUUGUUUUGUUUUUCUUCUUCUAUCAGAAUGACAGAACAACCUGGUGCAGUUUUAAAUGUGUUAGCUGGUUCAGGAGAUUGAGCUGAGUUGGCCAUGGAGAGCGAUCGACUUCAUCCCGUUUUGUUUGCUGAAUUUAAAACCCCUGAAAGUAAAUCUGAUGAAUGGUUCUGAGUCUUUGUAACGAGCCUGUGUGUGUGCCAACGCAAAAGAUAACGUCCCCUUCCUGGCAUCCCUCACUGUCAUUUCUCAUGCUUUGCUCUCUUUUUAUUUUUUUUCUUUAAUCAAUUAUUUCUUUUCCGCUAAUUUCUGUGUUUCAUUGCUCUCAUCUGGCAUUGCGUUCUUAAUAGGUUCCUUGUUUUUGUUGCAAAGGAACAUGUUUUUUUUUUUUUGUAGCCUUUUUUGAAACAUUGAAUUGACUGCCACUUUUUUUUUUUUUUUUUUGCUAAAGACAGGUGAAAUGAGAUUUAACCGUAUCACCCUCGCAUUCUGUGCAGCGAUGUCUAAAACAGUCCGUUAAUAUAUAUAUUUAAAUAUAUAUAUAUAUAUAUAUAUUAAAAAAGGCAUUGACGAUCAAAGAAAAAGAAAAUUUACGUCUUAAAGAAGCGGCGCACCUUAGCUAAUGAGCAGGUAAUCAUUUGUUUUGAAUGUGCACUGUCACACGCUUGGCCUUAAGGGGACGUCACAAGGGCCAACAGAAGGUGGCAGAGGGCCCGGACAGAGGGGACAGGGUUAGGGUGGGAGGGCGAAAACAUGUUUAGUUUUAGAGAAUAGGCAUGGGCCGGUAAGUGAAAUAAAAAUGCUGCGGUAUCGUAGUAUUUAGACAUAAAUUUUAUAUAAAAAUGUAUGACAUAAUCUUGCUAUUGUUAUUCAUUAAGAUCCACAAAGCAGCUACUAAAAUACUGUAAAGUACAGUUAUUAUUACAGCUUUAUGAAAUGUUAUCUACACCAUACAUUUAAUACUAUGUUGGUAAAUGGAAUUAUGCAAAAAGACUACAAUAAAUAGACACUAAAUUUAGUUGUAGUUUUCAAGUAAACAAGUGGGGGAGGGGAGGAUGCACGGCUACUUAAUCCUCUGAACAGCCAGAGAAACCUCAGGUAAAAUUAUUAUUUUCUCUGGCAUGUUAUUAAAAAGACUUUAAAGAAGACUCUGUGGGUGGAGGUUCUAACUGAGUGAAGAACACUUAAAGUUAGUAAAUGUCGGAAUCAGUGAAGUGCUCAAAAACUAAAUCAGUUGUGAAGAACUAAGGUUGUAAGAAGCGAUUUGAAGAGAAACUUUUUGUCAAGAUGUUCAUUUUGGCUGCGAGAGAAAGCAAGACUUCUACCAGAUAACAGGAUGGCUUAAUAGAGCACAGCACCGUUUGUAAUAUCUUAUCCUCUUUGAGCUUUAACCUCUGUCACAGAAAAUGCUGGUUUUGUAAAUGCUGAGAGCCUUUUAAAAGUCUCUGAGUGGAGAUAAAAGAUCCAUAGUCACAUGGCGACUGCUGCUU
Poecilia latipinna (sailfin molly) is the source of this 4354-nucleotide messenger RNA. RefSeq names its product insulin-like growth factor 2 mRNA binding protein 2a (gene igf2bp2a). NCBI's taxonomy places the organism in Eukaryota, Metazoa, Chordata, Actinopteri, Cyprinodontiformes, Poeciliidae. The coding region runs from base 395 to 2239 and encodes 614 amino acids. The transcript is spliced from 16 exons. Gene Ontology annotation, molecular function: RNA binding. The record is from RefSeq and is a predicted model, not a curated record.